CCAAAGAGAUGGAGACGUGUUUCGGCAACGGUCCAGAUGAGUGUGGCGAAGAUUCGCCCGUUGACCUCUGGCACUCUUUGAUUUGCGAGGCCCAGGUAAGAAACGUAUCGCCCCGCCUAGCCGACCAAUGGGCUCACGUUGAAGAGCGAAAGAUGGCCUGGGCCACAGAGUGGGGCUCAUCAGUCGGUGUUUCGCCUAUGACAAGUGUACAAGAGAGUACCCCGCACCUGAGGAGUCGGCAAUCGUACCGGAUCACAGAGCGGAUAUGCCAUCACAGGUCACAGAGUGCGGUGGAAUGAGUGCGUUCACAAGGAAGUGAUCGGUGGUGCGUUCCAGAUGAAGUGGUGCGUUCCCGUUUUGGCGUUUCUGGUCGCCCUAGCUGUGGGCGCCAAGGCCUGCGGGCCUGGAAGGGGCGCCGGGCGUCGGAGAGGCCCCAGGAAACUGACGCCGCUCGUCUUCAAACAGCACGUGCCAAACGUGCCGGAAAAUACGAUUACAGCGAGCGGUUUGGGCGAGGGGAGGAUCGGCAGGAAUGAUACUAGGUUUAGGGAUUUGGUGCCCAACUAUAACCAGGACAUCGUUUUCAAGGACGAGGAGGGGACUGGAGCGGACAGGCUGAUGACGCAGCGGUGUAAAGAAAAACUGAACACGUUAGCUAUUUCUGUGAUGAACCAGUGGCCAGGAGUACAUUUGGUGGUUACUGAGGGUUGGGACGAGGAGGGUUAUCACACCCCUGACUCCCUGCACUACGAGGGGAGAGCUGUAGAUCUGACAACGUCGGACAAGGACCGCUCCAAAUAUGGCAUGUUGGCGCGUCUUGCAGUUGAAGCAGGUUUUGACUGGGUUUACUACGAAAGUAGGGCACACAUCCACUGUUCUGUCAAGUCAGAAUCCUCGCAAGCUGCCAAGUACGGCGGGUGUUUUUCCGCAGAAACCACUGUACUCACCUCCGACGGAACUAUCAAAACCCUUCCAGAUCUUAAAAUCGGAGAGAAGAUCCUCUCUUUGGACCCUUCCACAUUCCAGCUAACGUUUAGCGAAGUGCUCCUGUUUCUACACUACAAUCCCGAUGAAAGCAGGCAGUUCGUCAAGAUAACUUUGGAAUCGGGGAAAACAUUGACAUUGACCCCGACCCAUUUAGUGCUUACCGGUAGUUUGAAAUCUAACAGGAUAGUUUACGCAGAUGACCUAAAACCUAGUGAUAAACUUUUAACAAGUGACUCAAAAAAUAGACUUCAAGAAGACGUUAUAGUUAAAAUUGAACAAGUCAUGAAGAAAGGUGUGUACGCUCCCCUAACCGAAGCUGGCACCGUAGUGGUGAACGAUGUUUUAGCUUCUUGUUACGCUGUUGUUAAUAGUCAAGCUUUGGCGCAUUUCGCCUAUGGCCCCUUGAGGCUUAUCCAUAAUAUGAAGGAAAGUCUAAAAAAGUUGUGGUCGUUAAUAAAUAAGCCCAUUUCUGGUUGGAACUCCUCUAGGUCUUUGAUUAAACCGACAAUUGGAGUUCACUGGUAUGGGAAAAUGUUAUACACCUUAGUAGAUAUCUUCUAUCCUAAGAUUCUUUACUAAGUGAUAACCGAUGAGCCUUAAAGACCCCAUGUUCUGAUGUAUAUAGCAAUCUCUAGAAGUUAGAGAGUAUAUCCUAUGCUUUCUAUCAAUCCCAGAAAAAUUUGAGGUUCAAUAAUUAAGACUUACUACUGGGUGAUCCUAUCGUGAUAAUAUUGUUUUUAAGUAGGUUUUCAUCAAUUAUGGCCAGUGAUUUUUGAAUGUGUCCAACGAUUGUUCUUCAAUGUUGAAAGAAGCAGUUUUGGCAUAUCCAUAAGUUUCGAAAAUUCCCUGUACUCUUUGGAGUAUUGUUUCGAAGUUAGUGACAAUGUAUUUUUGUAACAUGUAUUUACUGUAAUUUAAUGUAUAUAUCUUGUAUAGUAAACUAUUUGUGAAAAUGUAAAUUAUUAUUUAUGAAAUAUAGUAAUAUUUUCUAUUUAUAAAUAAAUACUUUAUGAAGCAUAAA
Harmonia axyridis is the source of this 2008-nucleotide messenger RNA. It is a transcript of the gene hh, whose product is annotated as tiggy-winkle hedgehog protein. Gene Ontology annotation, molecular function: calcium ion binding; patched binding. Gene Ontology annotation, biological process: protein autoprocessing; smoothened signaling pathway; cell fate specification. Lineage: Eukaryota; Metazoa; Arthropoda; Insecta; Coleoptera; Coccinellidae. The record is from RefSeq and is a predicted model, not a curated record. The transcript is spliced from 3 exons. The coding region runs from base 337 to 1566 and encodes 409 amino acids.